CAUGUCCGAUACGUUGUUUUGCAAACGACCCGGAACUCGCGCGCCGUUCCACGUACGAAAAGCAAAUGGGAAACUUUUACUUUCGCGCGAGAUACUAAAACUUAUUCACAUUUCUCCGUUUAUGUGUGGACGUGUGUGUGACAAUAAUAUGUAUUAGUGUCAGGUUAUAAAAAUACAUUAUUUGCUUAUGAUUGAAAGAGACAAUUGCAAAAUGUUUCUAUGUGUGUGCCUUGUAAUUUGGAGCGGUGCCCUCGUGCCGGCUCUGGCUCAAGGUGAUCGGCUUUGUGGCCACCCGGCAGUGCCACCCAACGCAAGGGUUUCGUUGCCCGUCGAUACCAAAAUUGUUCCUGGAACAGUGGCAACGUAUGAAUGCGAUGAAGGUUAUGAACUGUUCGGGCCAUACCAAAGAGAAUGCACGCUGAGAGGCGACUGGACUGCAGAACCACCAUUUUGCGGUACAAACGUCGCCUUUAGAAAGCCAGCAAAUCAGUCGACAACAGUUAGAGGAGGCAGCGCAAGUAAUGGAAACGAUGGUGAGAAGACCACGGAACACGAUGGCAAGCGAUGCACAGAAACCCAGCGGGAGGCAUCCCCAUGGUGGCAAGUGGAUCUCCUUCGACACUACGCUGUCAAAGUGGUCAGAGUUACGACGAGAGGAUGCUGUGGUCAUCAACCAUUGCAAGACCUUGAAAUCCGGGUAGGAAACAGCAGCAGCGAUUUGCAGCGAAAUCCUCUUUGCGCAUGGUUUCCAGGAACAAUGGAUGAAGGAGUAACGAAGACAUUCACUUGUGCUCGACCUCUCAUCGGACAACAUGUGUUCCUGCAACUCGUCGGAGUCGAAGGCUCUCUAUCAUUAUGCGAAGUCGAGGUCUUCACUACGGAAGAAUUCUCGAACGAUCGAUGUGCACCCGUCGGCUCUUCGGCAGACAUAGAGUUGGCUGCUUUUUCUAGAAACUGUUACGAAUUUAAUGUGGCGAAAGGUGCUUCUUUUGACGAAGCAAGGAAACAAUGCCAGGCACACGGCGGCGACCUUAUACACGGAUUUCAGGGAGCGACAUCUAGUUAUCUUAUUCAGGAAUUAGAGAGACGUAAGACUCAGUUGAAAACACAACUUGUCUGGAUCGGCGCUCAAAAAGAACCUGGACUUACCUCCAGGACUUGGAAAUGGGUCGACGGUGAAAUGGUCUCAAAACCGACAUGGGGGAAGGAUCAGCCAAACAACUAUAACGGAGAACAGAACUGCGUGGUGCUGGAUGGUGGACGCGCCUGGUUGUGGAACGACGUGGGCUGCAACCUCGACUAUCUACACUGGAUCUGCCAGUACCUACCGCCAUCCUGUGGAAGUCCUGAUAAACUUUUGAACACGACUAUCGAGGGAACCAGUUAUCAAGUAGAAUCUUCGAUAGCCUACAAGUGCCCAGAGGGUCACAUGCUCAUCGGAGACAAAACCAGAACGUGCAAAAGAGACGGAUUCUGGUCCGGCGCUGCUCCCAGUUGCAAAUACGUUAACUGUGGUGGCCUAACGUCCAUACAAGAUGGAGAAGUUAGUUUAGUAGAUGGUCGCACAACUCACGGUGCUCGAGCUAUUUAUUCUUGUAAAGAAAACUACACACUCGUUGGAAAUGAAGAAAGGCACUGCGUUGAUGAAGGUAUCUGGGACGGUGAAGCACCAAAGUGCCUGUUCGACUGGUGUCCGGAUCCACCGCCGGUGUCCGGGGCUACCGUGAACGUCAGCGGGCACAAAGCUGGCUCGUUAGCGACAUAUAUGUGCCAAAAUGGCUUCAUUCUCUUUGGACAACCGAGUGUAACCUGUAAUCUCGGUGGUAUAUGGUCAGGUACACCGCCUUCAUGCAAAUAUGUAGAUUGUGGAACACCGGCUCAAGUUCACAAAGGCUCAUUCGUUUUACUCAACGGUACUACAACUUAUGGAUCAGUUGCUCAGUUCAACUGUGAAUCUGACUACUGGCUUGCUGGAGCUGAGGUGUUAACGUGUAAUCGAGAUGGAAAAUGGUCUCAUGAUAUACCUUCUUGCGAAUUAAUUUCCUGCCCGGAUCCAGAAGUGCCUGCUGGAGGUUAUAUGGAGGCGUACGACUACAACGUACAUUCAACGAUCGAUUUCCAUUGCGAAAAGGGACACAAGCUUGUUGGUGAGCCGAAUCUAACGUGCCAGCCAGAUGGCGAAUGGUCCGGUGAAUCUCCAAAGUGCGACUACGUGGAUUGUGGCAAAUUACCACCUCUUCCAUACGGCUCAUCGGAAUUGUUGAACGGAACUACGCAUUUGGGCAGCGUCAUACAAUACGCUUGUACAACCAACUACAGGCUUGUGGGCUCCGUUAGAAGAGUAUGUACAGAGGAUCAUCAGUGGAGUGAUUCCUCUCCAAGAUGUGAAGAAAUAAGAUGUGCCGAACCAAUAGUUGCUGAGAAUAGUAUAGUAUCCGUGACCGGCAAUGAUCGAAUGCACGGACGGACGCUCAUCCGUACAUCAGGCAGUACCAAUAAUGGCAAUACGUAUCGCAUUGGAGCACUCGUGAAGUAUCGCUGCGAGCGUGGAUAUAAGGUAGUGGGCGAGAGCCUUUCAACAUGCGAGGAUACAGGACAGUGGAGUGGAAUUACACCGAGAUGCCAAUACGUUGAUUGUGGAAAUCCCGGGCGCAUUCACAAUGGAAAAGUCACACUUGCGACGAACGCAACUUAUUAUGGAGCUGCUGCACUUUAUGAGUGUGAUGAACACUGGCAGCUCGAUGGCGUAUCUCGAAGACUAUGCCAGGAUAAUGGCACUUGGAGCUCAGAAGCGCCAGUUUGUAAAGAAAUAACUUGCACAGAUCCAUCAAUUCAGAUCAAGGGUAGCACUGGCUUAUUAGUUGUCACAUCAACUCUUAGCAUAGGUGGAGAAGCGCACUAUAGAUGCGAAAGAGGUUAUAGUAUUAAAGGAAAUCAAACGAGAACCUGUCUGCCCAAAGGCCAAUGGAAUGGAACUCCACCAGUAUGCAUACCUAUAGAUUGCAAGUCACCAGGAACUAUCGAAAACGGACGAAUUAUCAUAUCGAACACUUCGACUCUAUUUGGAAGUUCAAUCGAAUAUCACUGUUUGCCGCAAUACCAACGAGUUGGACCUUUCCUACGAAAAUGUUUAGAUGACGGUAAAUGGUCUGGUGAAGAUCCUCGAUGUGAAUUGACAACUAAUGAAGCAGCGGAAAGUGGCGCAUUACCAUUGAGCGUUGGCGUCGGCUGUGGUGUCGUUCUAUUUUUAUUGAUGUUGCUGGGAGUUAUCUAUCUGAGACUUCGUAAGGCGACACCAGUCAAGAAUACAGAAAACAUUGAAGGAGCCGAGCGAAAAGAAGAUCAAAAUGCAGCUGUUAUGAGCUAUGCUACUCUUCACGACUCAAAUGGCAGACAUAUUUACGAUCAUGUGACUGACAACCUCUACGAUUCUCCAUACAGUGAGAGUCUAGCAGAAAAUGUGGCGUACGGAAGACGAAGUGACACGGACUCCGCGUAUGAGCCUGAACCUACUGGUCCCAGUGCAGUGGUCACUAUUAACGGAGUCGCCGUUCGUUGAUAGGAAGCUGAUUAGUGUUUAAGAAUGGAAAAUUUGAUGAUUAGGCUUUAAGGUAGUGAUCUAUGAACUAUUAAAAAAAUCAGUGCUAUAUUGAUUGUACAAGAAAGUUUUUGCCAAGACUGGGUAACCAAUAUGAAUUAUCCAAAAAAAUGCGAAAUGACAGUUUUAGAUUCUCGUGAACCUAAUUCGAAAACGUCACCUAGUCGUUUCAGGUACCUUUAAUACCUUUGAUUGCCUUCAAUGCCAAUAUAACUGCCAAAAUGUUACCUCUCAUCAUUUUUAUAUGAAACUUGAUUCGUAACACAGCAACCAGAAUGGUUACCAAUGUUUUAUGAAAAUUUCCACCCUAAGCGUACUUUAGUUGCAAAACGACAGAACAUGAUACAGCAAUCAAUUUAUAAGCAGUUUGUUAUGUAGCAUUAAUGAUAUACCCUUACAAGGUUAAUUGUCACAUAGUGAAUUCUUAGCUUAAAUUAUUUAACAAAAACUGUGCCAAUUUUAAUCGGUUUAAGUUUAGAUCGAAUAAACAGAAAUUGUUGAAUGUAACAAGUUGUAAAUAGAAUCUGAUUGCUCUAUAAAUUAUAGGAUCUAAAGUGCGCUUAGAAGUAAAGCGUAAAGUAAAUUAAAAUUCAAGUUAAAGUUUUUAAUUAUUCCAAACGUAUGUGUUCAAAGUGAUCACCAACCCUUACUAGGUAUUUAACCAAAGAUGUAAAAAGAGUUGGAAAUUGUAUGAAGUAUAUUAAUAUUUAUGCUAGAUUAUGAUUGCUGUAUAGUAUUCAGUUUUUCUUAAGUUUUACUUCGAGUUUCGACAACGGACGGGAUUGCAUCGAAUUGCGAAGACUUAAGUCGGCUCAAGAUGAAAAAGUGGGUUUGUUUUAAUUUUCAUAAUAAAUGCCUAUAAUAUCCAUAGUACCUGUAUUUUUUAACUUUUUAUUUAUAGUCGUAAAGAUGAUAAAACACUUUGAUGACUAUUUUUUUAUUAAUUUUGGAGGCAUUUUAUUUAUACCUAAAUCGUUUUAUUAUGAAAUAUAUCGUGAUCUACUUUCGAUAAUAGACUGCAAGAAUGUCUCCGCUUAGUGACGUCGCGCUUUUAAUCCACUGAGGCGAUUGGAGACGCUAUCCUAUUUUAAUUAGUCUUAAAUGUUGUCGUCAGUGAUAAAUAUUUAUAUAAUACAAAAAUAUUAUGUAAAAAUAACAUGGAGCUUAUAUCCUUUCAAAUAAAAUAAAUAAGUAAAACAAUCUAAUAAAUUAUAUCCUUUUCAAUAUAGUAUUCGCAUCCAAUGACUCGAUGCCUAAAGAUAAAAAGAUGUGAUGAUGAUAAAUUGAUGAUGAUCACGAAACGAAAGUGUAAUGUUCAUUUAUCGAAGGUAAAAUAAGAGACGAAAUGACUUUUGAAAAUUAUUUUUAUUGUUAGCAAGUAUGAACAAAUCGUCAAAUUAUUACGAUUUGGGACACCAGUGAGAGACAAUAGAAUUGUUUAGAUCAUUUUUAAUUUCUGCAUAACUAAUACUUUUCCUUCCUUGUUUAAUAUUUUAAUUAUUACUGUGUAGAUUGCUUGAAGAAAAAAAUAUUUGUUUAGCUUUUGCCUCUCACUAGUCUCACUUAAAAACCAAUACAUAAUAUCGAAAACGUUAGACAUAAUUUAAAUUAAAUGAAUUUUAAAAUACAUCUAAUCAAGUACACAUUUUAAUUAAAAUAAAUAUUAUAAUAACAUAUCAAUUGUUUCUAAUGUUGAAUAUUUCUAAGUACAAUUCAUAUUCUAAAUUUUCAUUAUAAUAUUGGUCACAAUUUAUUAGAACAUUCAUUAUAUAUAUUUAAUAAUAGACAAUAACAAGAGAGUUAAAAUAAUAACGUUUAAUUAAAAUGCAAUCAAUUCUAAAAGACGACAAUGUCAAAAUAUGCUAAUGAGCUUAAAUAAUUUAUAUAUUAUUUUAAUAAUUUAAAUAUUAUAUAAUAUUUAAUCAAAGCAAUAUAUAAUACAUAAAUACCACAAGUUAUAUUUAAAUUAAUAUUUAAUAAUUAUAGUUUUUAUACAUUUUACGCCUAACGAUUAUACAUACAUUAUUUAGGACACGACCAAGAAAUACCAUACAUAAAGACAUGCCUUAUUUUAUACAAAACAGUUUACUAUCUUUUUCUUCUCUUUUUGACCGACCGAUUAUUAUUUGGGUUAUUAAGGAGCUUUACCAAUAAAAAAAGGAAAUAAUAUAAUAAAUAAUAAUGUUCGAAUAAUACAUUAAUAAUUGUCGACUACCUCGCCAAGUGAUCGAAUGGUCUUUAAGUUCUAUUUUUCCUUAUUUUAUUUUUACCAUUAUUUUGUAACAAUUGUGAUUUAUAAUGUAAGUGGAUCGAGUCGGCUACGGUUACAAAGGAUGUUUGUUAUAUUUUUGUAAAAAUAGUAAUUAAUAAAUAUUAUACUGUAUCCCAUUUUAUGCUUAAGAUAAUCUGUUUUGAAAUGUUCGUUUAAUAAAGGUAUUUGAUAUUAUAUUGUUUUAUUCCUAAAUAUAAUUAAGGUACCGGGUAUAUUGUUGUAAUCUAAUUAAAUUGACACACCUGUAAGACAGAUUAACGGGUGAACGUAAUUCCACUUUAAUAGUUGUAUGGUUCGGUCAAUAUUUGUCAAUAAAGUUAUGUCUUUUUCAAUUUCUUACGUUAAAUUUUUGAA
This is a messenger RNA of Nymphalis io (European peacock), 6224 nucleotides long. RefSeq names its product CUB and sushi domain-containing protein 1 (gene fw). The record is from RefSeq and is a predicted model, not a curated record. Bases 188 to 3559 code for a protein of 1123 amino acids. The transcript has 18 exons. NCBI's taxonomy places the organism in Eukaryota, Metazoa, Arthropoda, Insecta, Lepidoptera, Nymphalidae.